Molecule: messenger RNA, 3388 nt
Organism: Chelonus insularis
Lineage: Eukaryota; Metazoa; Arthropoda; Insecta; Hymenoptera; Braconidae
Gene: Ids
Product: iduronate 2-sulfatase
Exons: 5
Coding region: 1097-2782 (561 amino acids)
Cellular component (GO): cytoplasm
Molecular function (GO): iduronate-2-sulfatase activity
Source: RefSeq, a predicted model, not a curated record
UUUCUUCACCAAUCAACGUUGUUUCGGAAUUUUCAAAUGCUUUUUGGCGGCAUGUUCGACGCCAUAACAUCAAACCAAGCAUUUUUGUAUCAUCAGAAAAGAUUUAUCAGUGAAUUUGUUUUCAAUAUAUGUUAAAAAUUAAAUAUUCAUUCUUUUUUAUCGUUUGCAUUUAAAGAAUUAUAAUCAUUUUAAAGAUGAUUUAUCAAAAUACUUCACCUGUCUCUACACACAGUGAAGCUGAAGAAGAAAAUAACUCAUUUUCCGAUUCUCAGGAUACUAAUUAUAUUCCACUGUCAGUGAGACUACCAUCAGUAGUAACUUCAUCAUCAACAUCAUCUCCUAGAACUCCGUAUUUCACUUAUCUAAGUGAUGACUUACGCAAACGAGUUGAAGAUUAUAUAAAUGUCAUGACUUCACGUAUUCCACCGAUCAACGUAGAUGAAUUCGUAGGAAUGGUUGGAGACAUAAUGAGAACAUUACCACCUGCGAAACAACUUGAAUUAAAAAUCCAAAUUAUUCAAUUGUUAUUAGAGUAUGAAGAAAAAAUCUUAGAUAAAAGCCGACCAGAAGAAUAAUAUAUAGAUUAAUUAUUUUAAAAAACAGUAUAUUUUAACAAUAAAACAAGACUUAUAGCUUUACUCGAAGAUUGUUCAAAAUGUUGUAAUUAUUGAAUAACUUUACUUAUAAUAAAACUCAAUGAAGGAGGAAUGGCUAAUAAAUAACUACCAUCUAAUAAAUGACCAAUACAAAAAGAUUUAUCAGAUGAGGCAUUUUACUCUAUGCAAGUUAUUCAUCAUCAACAAAAAAAGCUCAAUUUGAGCUAUUACAUUCCAAUCACCAUAUUAGAAGUUGGGAAUAAGAAGAAGACAAUUAGUUUUUAACAUGAUAAUUGUGAUGAAGUUACUCCAAUGGAACUGAAAAUAAUAAAAAUAAUGUUUAUACAAAAAAAAGUAACAUGGAAAAUUGUUAGUGUAUUCGUUUCCGUUCAUUAACAGCAACUUUAAAAAUUAUUGAUAUAUUUGAACUGACCCUUCAGUUUUUUGACAUCAGAAUACUUUGAUACUGAACUUAACUAUCAUAAUUUAUUAUCUGAAUAAUGGUGUUUAAUAUAUCAGCGUUGAUUGUACUUGUAUUUAUUUUACCUUUGUUUUCGACUACACCGAAGCCAAAUUUUUUAUUUAUCGUAGUGGAUGAUCUUCGACCAGCAUUAGGCUGUUAUGGUGAUACAAAUGCAUUUACUCCAAACAUUGACAAAUUGGCUGAAAAAAGUUUUUUGUUUACAGAAGUUUAUGCACAGCAAUCAUUAUGUGCACCAAGUAGGAACUCUUUACUCACCAGUCGUAGACCCGAUACUUUGUCUCUGUAUGAUGUUCACAGCUACUGGAGAUCAGUAGCUGGCAAUUUCACAACUCUUCCUCAACAUUUGAAAAAUAAUGGAUAUAAAACUCAUUCAAUUGGUAAAGUUUUUCAUCCUGGCAAAUCUUCUAAUUUUACUGAUGAUUAUCCGUAUUCUUGGAGUCAAGUUCCAUUUCAUCCUGUUACUGAUAAAUAUAAAAAUGCACCAGUUUGUUCUUCUCAAUUUUCAAUCAUCUCCAAUUUCAUCGAUCCUGAAUUAUACUCUAAUUUGGUUUGUCCAGUAAAUAUAAGAGAUAUGCCAAAAAAUACUCUACCGGACGUGGAAAACUUGGAAAGUGCUAAAGCAUUUCUAAAGGAUCAACCUGAAAACGUACCAUUUUUUUUGGCUGUUGGUUUUGAAAAACCCCAUAUACCAUUUAAAUACCCAGAGAGAUUUUUAGAUUACCAUCCUUUGGAUAAAUUUAAAUUGAAAAAUUAUUACUGGCCAAAAAACAUUUCUGAAGUUGCUUACAAUCCCUGGAACGAUUUACGACAACGCCAUGAUGUUCAACAGUUAAAUUUAGUGUUUCCCUGGGAAAAAAUUCCUGAAGAAUUUGCUCUAAAAAUUAUUCAAUCCUACUAUGCAUGUGUAUCUUAUAUUGAUCAUCUUAUUGGAUUACUAUUAAGUCAAUUAAGUGAUUCAAAGCUUCAUAAACAUACAAUAGUAAUUUUAACUUCAGAUCAUGGAUGGUCUUUAGGAGAACAUGGAUUGUGGGCGAAAUAUAGUAAUUUUAAUGUUGCCCUUAGAGUACCCUUAAUAAUUUCUACUCCAAAAAUAUUUUCAAAGGUUUCAGCAUUGAAAAAAAUGAUGAAAAAUGGUAGAGAAGAAUCUCUUAAAGUUCAUCAUUUGGUAGAACUAGUUGAUUUAUUUCCAUCAAUCGCAGAGUUAGCUGGUAUACCAAUACCACUUUGCAAUGAUAUUAAUCCAAUGUCAAUUAACAGUACCGUGUCAUUGCAGGAAAGAAUUUUAAAUAAUAAUUUGUGCUCUGAAGGAAUAAGUUUUCUCCCUAUCUUAGAACGUAUAAAAAAAAAUGAAACAAUAACAUGGAAGAAAGCGGCAUUUAGCCAGUAUCCACGUCCAUCUACGACCGUAUCUUGGAAACCAAAUAGCGAUGAACCUCGAUGGAAUGAAAUAAAGAUCAUGGGAUACUCCAUUAAAACAGCAAGAUUUCGUUAUACUGCUUGGAUACCCUUUAAUCCUAUGAAUAAAAGAAAUAAAUCAAACUGGAAUAUUUUAAUUGCCGAAGAAUUAUACGAUCAUUAUAUUGAUUCUGGUGAAAUGAUUAAUCAACAAGGAAACAUCAAGUAUAGUGGUAUAAAAAAGAAGUUAUGUAAGAGGUUAAAGAAAGGAUGGAAAUAUGCUUUACCACCAAUAAACGUUUUGUAAAGUUUUUAGAGGAGCUUUACAAUUGCCUCUGUUUUCAGAGGGUCCUAAACUUAUUGCGUUAGAAGGACAAACCUUGUGCUUGUCAUCUUCCUAACCGUUGUUGGACUUACUCUCCCUUUUCUCGAAUAGCUCGAGUGAUCAAGUAAUAAGUAGCUCAGACUCAAAUGAAUAAAAAAUAGGUCUGAGCACACUUUGUCUGUGCUAACACGACGAACUUCCCAUUAGUAAUUGUUUAUAACAAAUUUAAAUAGUUGAGGCUGAGCUGUUGGUCGAGUCCAACACGUAACAUGGAAAUAUGCUUUACCACCAGUAAAGAACAUUUAAUUUUAGUUCAAUUAUUCUAACUUUUGAAUUUACAUUGUAUAAUAUAAUUCUUUGAAAUAUUAAUCUAUUUAUUAUAACGAAUGUCUUAACAACAAAAUGUUCUAUUUUUCAAUAAAUGCAAAAUUCUUUUAAAUAUCUAUCCAAUCAACUCAUGGAUAAAUAAAUGUUGAUGGACUAAGAUUAAUUGGUAUCGAACCGAAUGAACCAAAAUUUGCAAUCGUUAAAAAGAAAAUGUAACCGAAAAAUAAAAAAAAGAAAACAGAAAAAGAAAAAUCUGUAAUA